Molecule: messenger RNA, 1546 nt
Organism: Spirodela intermedia
Lineage: Eukaryota; Viridiplantae; Streptophyta; Magnoliopsida; Alismatales; Araceae
Source: the annotation of a GenBank genome assembly
AUGGUGUCGAAACAAUGUCACUGCUCUCACUAUGUGAUACUUAUUUUCCUCCUUUUUGUUAGUCCACAGAGUCCGAUGGAACAUAUGAUGUAUUUUCUACGAUGUUUCCCUUCACUUUAAACUCCAUGUCAUGCCCACUUCUCCAUGCCCAUGCAGGCUUCUCCCUUUAUAGCCGGAUUAGCAGUAGCUGCUGCUGCUCUCGCUGGUAGAUACGGAAUUCAAGCAUGGAAUGCAUACAAGGCACGACCGGUUGUUCCUCGAAUGCGCAAGUUUUAUGAAGGGGGCUUUCAGUCCACAAUGACGAGAAGGGAAGCUGCUCUUAUUCUUGGUGUCCGGUAAGUCCAAGUCACAAACAGAAGAGAAUGUAAAGCUACUCCAUCUUUCUCGUUUUGUAUCACAAUAGCAUUUAGCUAAUGCGCUGACAUCUGGCCGACCCUAGUAGAUAGCUAGCAGCUCUCAUUUCAUGAUCUUGGCAGUAUUCAAAUGUUUGUACAAUUGGGGCAUUGAUCUGUCUGUGCGUGUAAGUCAGUGAGGAGAAUGAAAUCUGAACCACGGUUGAGUGGUGAAAUUUUAACAUCUCUACAUAGAUGAUAUACAGUCUUACAGAAAAGAAUCUGGGAGAGUAAUAGCAAAUAGGGUAUUUCUUGACGGAGCUGGUAUAAUCUCAUAUAUAAAGGAGCUGGGAGAGGAGAUAGAAAAUUAAGUGCAUGUUCUUGGGUCUCUGAUACAAAGAUGUAAGAAGGAAUCCACUUGUGGAGUAAAAUACAACUCAUUGGGUCCUCUGGUGUUGGGCGGUUCAUAUUUAAUCAUUGGGAAGGGUUUUUUUAUUAUUAUUAUUAUUUUAUUUGAGGGCCGGGUUCUGAACUUUAUCACUUAUUAUUUUCCUUUUAGUCUAUUGAAAUCCACACGAGGAUGUUGCUCUGGGGAUUAAACUCCCUUCCUCAAACAUUUCAGUCGCCUUGCCUCUUUCCACUCUACUCUGAACUUUUCUCCACUCUAAUUGUUGUGCACCUUCCUGCAAUAAAAUAUACCUCAAAGCUCUUUCUACGUAUUUAUUUCACUGUGGUCUAUGAAUAUGUAUAAUGAACGAGAAAUGAAACUGCAGACCAAUCCAGAAUAUUUUCUCCACAUUUUUGUACAGGUUAUGGUGCCUUUCGAAAAGUUCGAAACUUCAGAAGUUACUAAAAUAGUGCCAUUUGCCCUGUCUAUAAUCGCCUCAUUGACAGCUUCAAGGCCCAGCCCUAUUAGCCACUGCCUGCUGAUCUGAUUUCAGCUCAGACUGUCUGAGCAUAUUUUAUCAUCUGCUGGUCUUGAGAUCGCAUCUUUGUUGUCUUCACAGGGUUUGACUUUAUUAUUGCCUUGUGGGUUGACCUUUUCACAUAUAAUCAGGGAAAAUGUCAGCGCUGAGAAGGUAAGAGAGGCGCACAGGAGGGUGAUGGUGGCCAACCAUCCGGACGCAGGGGGAAGCCAUUAUCUGGCCUCCAAGAUCAACGAGGCUAAGGAUCUGCUGCUUGGGAAGACCAAGGGCGGGGGCUCCGCCUUCUGA